AUGGCGACUCGAGCAUCAAUGAUGCAGCCCAUACCUGCUGAGAUCAAAGUGGGUGUGAGAUGUCAGGUACUUGGAAAGUUCAUGGGCACUGUCAAGUUCGUUGGGGGAACAAAAUUUGCUGCUGGCCCAUGGGUUGGCGUGGAGCUGGACGCAGAAGAGGGCAAAAACGAUGGCACAGUUCAGGGCGAAAGGUACUUCCAGAGCAAACCAGGACACGGCAUCUUCGCUAGGCCCAACUCAGUGAGGCCUGAACCAUCCUUAACCGCAUUUGCUAUGCCAGGCGAGAUGCCAGAAACCCCUGAGAGUGUGCAGGCUGCGCCAGAAUCGCCCGGCGAGUCUACACCGUCAAAGAUGUGGACACGCAGAGCCAGCAUAGAACCUGAUCUUAGGCAAGACAUUUGCGUUGAAGAGCGGGUUGACUUGAUUAGCCUUCUCAGCGGAUGUGCAGACGAGGUACAGACCUUGACUGAGGCAGUGGAUAGAGUUGCUUUGCUACUGCAAGCCACCCCUGAGGAGCCCAGGCCUGCUUCAGAGGCACCGUGCAGCCACGAAACGACGUUGAUGCAUUUGGUUCUGCAUCAGAUCUGGAGUGGUGCUCAAACGGAGGGCUCUUGCUACUUCCAAAAUCACGCUUAUUUGAAGCUGUUUGGUCAUACGCAGGUCGUUCUCUUGCUACUUGAGAUGAGGGCGGAGAGUUACAAGACCACGGACCUUGGAGUCACACCUCUACAGUGGGCAACUAGCAAGGGGCACACUGAGACUGUGCACUUGCUGGUGGAUACGAACCGGUGCUCAAGACAGGGUGGCGCUACAGUGCUGCACUCUGCAGCUGAGGAAGGCAAUGUAGAUAUGGUGCGCUUGCUUGUGAUGGGUGGAGGGCAGACCGAUGCAGUGACAACGGCAGAUGGUUCAACACCUUUGCACGCUGCAAGUCGUCACAGUCAUACUGCGGUGGUUCGCUUGCUACUCGAGCUCAGGGCAGCGACAAGGCGACCAGAGAUUAUGGCCUUACCCGCCUUACCCCUCUUCAUUUUGCGGCCAUGCUAG
Cladocopium goreaui is the source of this 1047-nucleotide messenger RNA. The record is from the annotation of a GenBank genome assembly. NCBI's taxonomy places the organism in Eukaryota, Dinophyceae, Suessiales, Symbiodiniaceae.